GGUUUUUACAGCAGGAACAUGUAAUCGUGUCCAGGAACAUAAACAAGCUCCACAUGCACUCGUAUACAUUUUGACCCACUGAGACGUAUACUUCGAAAGAAUCGACUCAGUGAGUCGAGUCCUCUCGCAUGUUACUAUAAAGGGCGCAGCCUCCUGCGUGGUGACGUCACGCGGCGGCAGCAGCAGCAGCGGCGGCGAGCGGCUCUGGGACCGGGACAGGGAUCAGGGACAGGUACGGACGCUAAGCUGGUGCUGGGGACGAUCCGGAGGGAAGUGAUGCCCCCUUUUAAUCCGUUCCGCAAGAAACCCAUGACUGAGGACACCGAGCAGCACCCAUGACGCCUGCAGCGACGACGCAGAACGGAGCCGAAGGGCGGAACGAGGAGCGCGAGGAUGGUGUACUGGCGCGUGGGCUUGGCGUGGAGCCGAUCGUGCGUGCUCGACCUCGGCCUCAACAAGAGUUUCUUCCCCUUCGGUCUCUGUAGCUCGGACGAGCAGCUCUCGUUUUAUGGCUACGUCAUCGCGUACCCGCUGCAGGACUACGGCGGCAUCAUGGCGGCCCUGGGCUCGGACUCGUGGUGGCGGAAGACGCUGUACAUCACCGGGGGCGCGCUGCUCGCCGCCGCUGCUUAUUUACUACACGAGCUGCUCGUCGUCAGGAAAGAGCAGGAACUGGAUUCCAAAGACACAAUCAUCCUGCACCAAUUUUCCAGACCCAAGAACGGUGUUCCCAGCUUGUCCCCUUUUUGCCUCAAGAUGGAGACUUACCUCCGAAUGGUAGACCUGCCUUACCAGAACUACUUCGACGGGAAGCUUUCUCCGCAGGGGAAGAUGCCGUGGAUCGAGUACAACCAGGAGCAGGUGAGCGGCUCCGAGUUCAUCAUCGACUUCCUGGAGGAGAAGCUGGGAGUGAACCUGAACAGCAACCUGAGUCCCGAGGAGCGAGCCAUGUCACGCGCCAUCACCAAAAUGGUGGAGGAUCAUUUCUACUGGACAAUAGCCUACUGUCAGUGGAUUGAUAACCUGGAGGAGACUAAGAAGAUGCUGGCAGUGACCGGGCCACUGAGUGACCUGCUGAAGUGGAUCCUGAGUCACGUUAAUGGUGGUAUAGUGAAGAGAGAGAUGUAUGGCCAUGGCAUUGGGCGCUUCACUAAAGAGGAAAUCUACGCUCUGAUGGAAAAGGACAUGCGCACCCUUGCCACUCUGCUCGGGGAUAAGAAGUACAUCAUGGGCCCCAAAGUCUCCACAGUUGACGCUGCAGUAUUUGGUCACCUUGCCCAGGCCAUGUGGACGUUACCUGGCACGCGGCCGGAGCAGCUCAUUAAAGGUGAGUUCAUUAAUCUAGCCAUGUACUGCGAGCGCAUCCGGAGGAAAUUUUGGCCCGAGUGGUUUGUGGACGUUGAUGACUUGUACUAUGAUGGCUCGAGUGAAGAGCCUCACUCACCGUCUCAGCUGCUGGACCUGGGCCUGUUCUCUCACAGCGAUGGUUUCCCGGAGGAACCCAGCAGCCUCUCGCGCUCCAACACCACACACUCACUGGACAGCGACCGCACCGGACACUCCCUCUACGACUCCGACAUGGACGCUGAGUACUCGGAAAUGGAGCAGGUCAAGUGCUAACCGCUUUGUCCGACACGAUGCCACUUCUAAGGCAUAUCUGUCCUCCAUUAAGCCUCUCUCAGUAAGGAUAGAGUUUACCUUUCUGAGGAGGACGGACGGGGCUCCUGAAUAUCCUGCCUGCGCAAAAGGGACGUUGUACAACAAGGGAAGCAUGAAAGGUGUGCAAUAUUAUCACUGACAACGAGAAAGCUGACCAAUCUCACGUUUACCUGCAAGUAGGGCUGGGUACAAUGGUAUAUUAUAGUUUGAUCUCGACAUAGCGAUAAACAGCGGGGUGACCUGCGUCACAUGACAUGUAGCUGAUUGGACAUAAAAAUCGAUCUAUUUUUCUACCAAAGCAUCAUUUUUCAUUUUUGCUUCUAUUUCCUUUUUUUUAAAAAAUUUUUUAGACUAAAAAUGAAAUAAUACAUCGAUUUCGCUGCCAUUUUGUUAAUCAAACUAGAUGCCAUGACACAUAUUGUGUAUUGCAGAUGUCCUCAGAUAUCUUGAUGUCAUAUUCUGCCCAACCCUACUUGCAAGGAAAUACAUAUGAGGUAAUUAUGUAGUCGGGGGUAAAAAAAAAAGAGAAAGAAAGUCAAAUCAUCAAGCAAGGAAAUGAUAAAAGCUGGAGAGAAACCUGAGGGAGUGAAUGACGCCACUGCUGAAUCAUUCCCUCCGUCGUAACAGAUCACGGCUCCUCAUCAUCCUCUCGCCAAGUCUCUUCCUGUCUUAAGAUGCAUUAUUGUAUGGAUAUCGAGAGCACUUGAUUUUUCUUUUCAUCUUUCAUGUCACCCAGGCUUGUCUGACUAGUAGCGGAUACUGAUAAACAAUUUUGUCCCUUUAAACAACAACAACAACAACAAUGUCGAGUUUGGAGUUUUAUACAAAAUCAAAAUGGAACCAAUCAGAUUAGAGCACCGUGAUCAGUGUGUCUGAAGGGAAUGAAAGGAAGUGUCUGUGUUUAUGAAGUAUUCACAUAUACUGUAUAUUUGUGAGAAAAACCUUCCUUUUUUAUUUUAAAGAAAUUUAAUCAUUCUGGAAAUUUCACUGACCCGCUCAGCACUUAAAUCAACACACCUGUUUGUCUACGUGUGUGUGUGUGUGUGUCUUAGUCGAUGCAUGCAUGAACUGUUUAAUAGAACUAAAAUAUAAAUCAUGAAAAGGGACCAAAGGGUAACCAUUCUGUCUGUUGUAAUGUAUUGAGUUUGCAUUUGGGUAAGUCUUUGGAUAAGAUUCGGUGACCUGAUGUACGGCCGCAUGGUUCAAUCAUUAGAUUUGCGCUGAUUGAGUAAAUUAGUGAGCAGCAGUGUGAUGCAGAAAUCUCUCUAGAUCACGGUUAGUCGUAAUUGUCUGUGUUUUGACUGAAUGACUAAUGCAUGUGUUUGUCAAACAGCAGACACCUGUACUGCAUGUUCCAGACCAUCUUUCCCUGUAUUGCAUAUUCCAGACCAUCUUUCCCUGUACUGCGUAUUCCAGACCAUCUUUCCCUGUACUGCAUAUUCCACACCAUCUUUCCCUGUACUGCAUAUUCCACACCAUCUUUCCCUGUACUGCGUAUUCCAGACCGUCUUUCCCUGUACUGCAUAUUCCACACCAUCUUUCCCUGUACUGCAUAUUCCACACCAUCUUUCCCUGUACUGCGUAUUCCAGACCGUCUUUCCCUGUACUGCAUAUUCCACACCAUCUUUCCCUGUACUGCGUAUUCCACACCAUCUUUCCCUGUACUGCAUAUUCCACACCAUCUUUCCCUGUACUGCGUAUUCCAGACCGUCUUUCCCUGUACUGCAUAUUCCACACCAUCUUUCCCUGUACUGCGUAUUCCAGACCAUCUUUCCCUGUACUGCGUAUUCCAGACCAUCUUUCCCUGUACUGCGUAUUCCAGACCGUCUUUCCCUGUACUGCAUAUUCCACACCAUCUUUCCCUGUACUGCGUAUUCCACACCGUCUUUCCCUGUACUGCGUAUUCCACACCAUCUUUCCCUGUACUGCGUAUUCCAGACCGUCUUUCCCUGUACUGCAUAUUCCACACCAUCUUUCCCUGUACUGCGUAUUCCAGACCGUCUUUCCCUGUACUGCAUAUUCCACACCAUCUUUCCCUGUACUGCGUAUUCCAGACCGUCUUUCCCUGUACUGCAUAUUCCACACCAUCUUUCCCUGUACUGCGUAUUCCAGACCAUUCCUCCCUUUUUUUUAAAAAAAUCUUUAGACUAAGAGAUUAGACUAGAACCUGAUCAUAUUAUCCAGACUCCAGAUAAAAUUGCCCGUGUUGAAUUUGAGCUGAUUUGAACACAUCUGUUUUUUAUUUCUUUAAAACUAUCUGGGUUUGCUUUAAAAUGCAUGAUAUUUGCUUCAGUUGUGCGUGCAGGAGCCUCGGAUUUCUGAAACGUUGCCCAGUAAACAAACAUGCCCGUGUUAGCGGUUAGCAUCAUUGUGCAUUCACUUUUUUCUUCACAUAAUUUACGUGAAGUAAAAACGUCGAUUCAGCUCUAGUGAUUUUACUGUGGAAAUUCCUGCUACAUGGUACAGGAUAGUGAAGGAUAGUGUGUGUGUGUGUGUGUGUGUGUGUGUGUGUGUGUGUGUGUCCAUCUGGUGCAUGAAUGAGUCAUAGUCAUGCAUGAAUACACAUACUUUUGAGGCAGUUGUCUCACGGGUGGCUUACACACACAUUGAUUCUAUAACCUCUGUACUGCAGUGAUCUGAACAGCGAAUACAGCUUACACACACACACGCAUACAUGCAUGCAUACAUACAUUUACUUACACACACACACACACACACACACACACACUCGGUGAUGAAUAUGCCACUUAACUGUAACUGGGCUUUGAAUUAUAGAUCUGUGCGUUUGUGUGUAAUGAAUAUUAAAGCAGCAUUACUGUGGCAUUGAUUAGUUACUGUGCCAAAUAAGCAACACACUCAGUACCGAGAUCUUUGUUUACGGGACAUGUGGCCGGUUUAAACCGUGAUUAGUACACUACAGCCUGGGUUUAGUUUUUCUUCUUAAGUGUGUCUUUUUGUUUUGCCUGGUUUAUAUUUUCUCUCUAUUGCAGAUCCUUUUCUUCUCUCUCUCUCUCUCUCUCUGUGUGUGUGUGUGUGUGUGUGUGUGUGUGUGUGUGUGUGCGUGCUGCAGUGUAUUUCAGCUUUGAAUACACCGUACUCUCACAUCUCCGAUCUUGUGCCUGAUGCAGCCGACAUAAUUUAUUUCUAUUUCUCUUAUAUAUAUCGUUUAUCAUUAUCAGUGUAUCGGUUAUAUUGAUGUAUUGUUUAUUUAAAGUAUGUAUAUUUAUUUUAGUGUUCAUUUUUUUUAAAUCUAUUUUUUUAAAAUGUAAAAUUAUUAUUUAUUUAUUUAAACUGUGUAUAUAUUUUUUGCUUGGAGUAUGUGGUAAAUAGUUUGGAUAUAUGAGAAGGGUUAGAGGUUAAAACUAAUCCAAGUUCAGCCAAAUAUUGUCUUCUUGUUUGCUGUCCUUUGUUUGUGUGUGUGUGUGUGUGUGUGUGUGUGUUGGGCUGCACAAGGAACUGACGAUUCCUUUUUAAUCAGAGCAAUCGAUGUAGAAUGAGCGCCUGGGCCAAUUUUGGAGUGUAAACUGUGUUAAUAUCUACCCCUGUAGGUCCAGCAGAUUUGAAGAGGAAGAUGGUGAAUGUGAUGAAAUGGUUUAAUGGUCAGUUUUUAUUUUUAAACAACCUUCAGUUUCAUGGUUGCGUGAAUGUGCAACUUUCCAUUUUGUUACCAUUUCAAGUCAAACAAGUCCGAAUCCUCUCUGUGUGUGUGUGUGUGUGUGUGUUUAUAAUCACUGAACAGUUCCUAAGGUAAGGCUUGUGUGUUUGAAAAAACACGAUGGAAUUGAAUAUAGAAACGGAAGCCACCAAGAAAUGAAAUCACGUCCAGAAGUGAGAAGAGAGGAGCAACAGGAAAUGGUUCCAAACAAUAAGCAGAGGUCAAAAGAUUAACCUCAUCUUCCUCGUGUGUGUGUGUGUGUGUAUGUGUGUGUGUGUGUGUAUACACACACCGUGUGUAUGAGAGCUAGUCAACCCUAGACUUUGCAAAUGUAGUGUUUUUUGUGUAUAUGACAGCUCUUGUCUGAACUUCUGGGAGAAGAUGUACAUAUAUUGGGAAGCGGGUUAUGUAUAUGAUGAAGAACUCUGUAUAAUAAGAUGACUUACGUUCUUCCCAUGGGUGUAUAGUAACUAGAGAUGACUGUGUGAAAACAAGUACUCAAAAAAUCUUGAAUUAAAUAUAGCUGUGCUAAUUUCA
Messenger RNA from Hemibagrus wyckioides, 5851 nucleotides. RefSeq names its product failed axon connections homolog, metaxin like GST domain containing a (gene faxca). The record is from RefSeq and is a predicted model, not a curated record. The transcript is spliced from 6 exons. Bases 394 to 1620 code for a protein of 408 amino acids. Gene Ontology annotation, cellular component: cytoplasm. NCBI's taxonomy places the organism in Eukaryota, Metazoa, Chordata, Actinopteri, Siluriformes, Bagridae.